AUCUUUGAGGACAUGUAUUUUAAUCGUUAGAGCGGUCACUCGACUAUCUUGUCAAUAUAAUUGAUCAUCGAAGAGGGAGAACAGGGGCAGGGGGUGUUUGUGGGGCAAACGAGCACAGCACAGGCUGCGUGAGAAGUAAGCUGGUAGAGUUCAACAUGGCAUCCGGCGAUACGCUUUAUAUUGAGGCGGACGGCUCGGAGAUGCCGGCCGAACUAGUGGAGUUGCACGAGAUAGAGGUGGAAACGAUACCGGUAGAGACUAUCGAGACUACAGUGAUCGGGGGAGACGACGACCAGCCGAUGAUAGCACUUCAGCCGCUGGUAUCAGACGACCCGAAUUCGAUCAACCACCACCAUCAUCAAGAAGUGAUCCUAGUGCAGACAAGAGAGGAAGUUGUUGGCGGGGAUGAUUCGGAUAUGCUUGCGGACGGGGGUUACGAGGAUCAACUCCUCAUCCCCGUCCCAGCACCCGGGGUGGAAGACGAGUACAUCGAACAGACUCUGGUGACUGUAGCCGGGAAAAACUCGGUGGGUCGGAUGAAGAGAGGGGUAGGCGGCAGUGGCAAAAAAGCUGGCCAAAAGAGCUAUUUGGGUGCUGUAGAACCAAGCAGUAGAAAAUGGGAACAGAAGCAGGUGCAAAUAAAGACUAUGGAGGGGGAAUUCUCUGUUACAAUGUGGGCUUCGGAUGACAAAAAAGACAUUGACCAUGAGUCAGUUGUUGAAGAACAGAUCAUUGGGGAGAAUUCCCCUCCGGACUACUCUGAAUACAUGACGGGGAAGAAGCUGCCCCCUGGAGGGAUACCUGGCAUCGACCUGUCAGACCCCAAACAGCUGGCAGAGUUUGCCAGGUCAGUGUCUAUCUGCCUAAACUCACCUGUCCAUCAAGGAUGCUGUGUUCUUAGUUCCUUCAGUGACUCUGCUGGUCCCUAUGGUCAGAACUCUGUGUGGAUGAAGCCGAGGAAGGUAAAAGAAGACGACGCGCCCAGGACGAUAGCCUGCCCUCAUAAAGGCUGCACAAAGAUGUUCAGGGACAAUUCAGCCAUGAGGAAGCAUCUUCACACCCAUGGGCCUCGUGUGCACGUCUGUGCCGAGUGUGGCAAGGCCUUCGUAGAGAGUUCCAAACUCAAACGUCACCAACUCGUUCACACAGGGGAGAAACCCUUCCAAUGUACCUUUGAGGGCUGUGGGAAGAGGUUUUCACUGGACUUUAACUUGCGCACACACGUUCGUAUCCACACCGGAGACCGGCCCUACGUAUGCCCCUUUGACGGCUGCAAUAAGAAGUUUGCCCAGUCAACCAACCUCAAGUCUCACAUCCUCACACACGCCAAAGCCAAAAACAACCAAUGAGGGCCCUCCGACCUGCCCCAAGUCCCACCCCCACAGCAGCAUCUUAAAGACACCACACGUCAAACCUCCUUUGAUGAAAGAAGGAAAUGUUUGAAAAAUACUUUUUGAUAAAUACGGAGAUUAAAUUCUCCCUUCUCCUAUUCGUUGGCUGAAGAACACAGUGGCACUCUUCAGAAAGAUGAAACCCCUCCCAACCUUCCACCCCCUCUCUCCUCAUAGCGGCUUCAUGUUUAUUGCCAUAAAUAUGGAACUCAUGGACUAACAUCAGAGACUAUUCUUUCUGCCAUGGAAAGGCAUGAGAGAGGGAGCAAUCAGGCUGUUUUUCCACUUUCAGCAUAGAUUUUAAUUUUCUAUUUCUACAAGUGUGCAUAUUGUACACUUAUUUUGGGAUAUGUUCAGUAAGACAAUUAGAUUAUUAUGUUUUUUUCCCCCUGAGUAUUUAGAUCCACUUACCGUACGAUAGUCCUGGCAAGACGUGAGUUACUGUACCGUCACAUUGCAUCAAACUAUCUUCUGAAAAAAGUUUUGGUUUGCAUCUUAAUCUUUACUUUUGGUUGUAUUCCUUCCAACCAUUAAAUCAUCUUGUAUACUUAUAUUGUAUGGCUGUUGAAAUUAUUUAGACUGUGAUAGAGGUGUGAUUUUUAAAUUGUUAACCAAUUAAAUUUUGUCAUGAGUUGAUUUCUUUUUUGAUGAAUUGUCACCUUUGCUGAGAAACAUGUCCCUACCGUUGAUUCACUGCGAGCCUGUCUAUUCUAAUACUAAAAUGCAUUAAAUGAAAUCGCCAGAGUGACCAUCUGUUUCUUUGUUAGAAUGUAAUGUACAGGCGUCGUCAACCAUGAACUUUCUUUGUUGAUAUUUACACCCAUGCAUUUCAACGGCCCACAAUAAAAAGGUUAUCCCAAA
Molecule: messenger RNA, 2252 nt
Organism: Salvelinus fontinalis (brook trout)
Lineage: Eukaryota; Metazoa; Chordata; Actinopteri; Salmoniformes; Salmonidae
Product: transcriptional repressor protein YY1-like
Exons: 6
Coding region: 156-1349 (397 amino acids)
Biological process (GO): regulation of transcription by RNA polymerase II
Cellular component (GO): transcription regulator complex; PcG protein complex
Molecular function (GO): DNA-binding transcription factor activity, RNA polymerase II-specific; RNA polymerase II cis-regulatory region sequence-specific DNA binding
Source: RefSeq, a predicted model, not a curated record